Molecule: messenger RNA, 1722 nt
Organism: Fomitopsis serialis
Lineage: Eukaryota; Fungi; Basidiomycota; Agaricomycetes; Polyporales; Fomitopsidaceae
Product: aspartic peptidase domain-containing protein
Exons: 12
Coding region: 1-1722 (573 amino acids)
Biological process (GO): proteolysis
Molecular function (GO): aspartic-type endopeptidase activity
Source: RefSeq, a predicted model, not a curated record
AUGACUGUUUUGCCCCUUUCUAUUCUCGCCCUCAUUGGGAGCACUUAUGGCCUCUCUAUUCCAUUUGAGCGUCGCUCCGUCGGCGCCCGCUCGACUACUGUGUCUGUGAAUCAGAACUCUAACGGAAAUAUAGGAUUCUCUAACGGUGCAGGAUUCGUUUACACUGCCACCAUCUAUGUGCAAGGACAGCCCUUCCAGGUCCAAAUCGAUUCUGGCAGUUCAGAUCUUUGGUUGGACACAUCCAAUGUCACCCUCGACGACCUUCAGGAUACAGGAGUAACUGGUUCCAUUGGCUACGUAGAUGGCUCGUCUGCAACUGGUCCGAUUGUCCUAGGCAACGUCAGUUUCGGCGAGUUCACCGUUAGUGGCCAGGCUUUCAUCAACGCUCCCGGCAGCAAUGCAACCUCUGCUGGCUUUGACCGCGGCUUGCUGGGUGUUGGCCCUCCAUUCGCAUCCUCUGUCUUCAAUGAGCUGAUCAACACGACAUAUGAUGGAUUGCCUUUCCUGGUCAAUGUGUUCGCCCAAGAACCGGACGAGCCGAACUUCAUGACCUUCUACCUCUCUCGCUCAGACGCUGGGAUCACCCAGGGCGGUGUGAUGUCGAUUGGUGAAUUGAUUUCGGACUACGUGGCUGUCCUCGACCAGCCAAAACUUCCUGUGGUAUCCGCACAAUCCUGGGAGGCCUUCAUGGACGGUAUCAACGUCAACGGUCAAUUCUUCACGGGUCACUCCGAAGGCGCCAUCGGUGUCACUGCAGAGCCCGGCAAGGAUCAGACUACGAUUAUCCUUGACACCGGUACUUCUUUCGCGACUGCGCCUCGGUACUAUGUCGACGCUAUGUACAAGGAUGUCCCUGGCGCGGAGUUCAACGAGUCGAUCGGGUCCUACACCCUCCCUUGUGAUACGAAGCUCAAUGUCAGCAUGGUCUUUGGUUCGAGCGAAUUCCCUUUGGACCCUAUCGAUGUCACGAACAUCCAGGUCAAUCCCGAUGGCAGCUUCUUCUGCACCGGCACGUACUCCCCUACUCCUGAUAACGCUGGAGUUGACUUCAUCCUCGGUGAUUCAUUCAUGCGCAACGUCUACUCGCUUUUCAGCUACGGCAGCAACUUCACCGGCAAUGGGGACGAAGCUCCGUACAUGCAGAUCCUUAGCAUCACGGAUCCCGACGAGGCGUGGGCCAACUUUGACUACGCCAAUGCGCAGCGCCUCAUUCAGUCCGAGUACGAAGAGUUCGCAGAGAUCUAUAACAUCACUGCAUCCUCGGAAGCCGCGCCGCAGACGACCACGUUCUCGCUCGUCGCACCCACCUCAGGUUGGAAAACCGCUUCCGCCUCCGUGAAGACGUACGUCCACAGUUCCAGCAGCUCUGCCGCCACUGCUACGUCCACUGCGUCCUCGAGCUCCUCGGACUCCAGCGACGACAAGCUCGGCAGUGACCUCGCCGCCAACCUUGAUACUUCGUCACCCGGCUCCGUGUCUAGCUCAGACGACUGGAGCCAGCUGCUGCGCAACUCGUACAUUGUCAUCGGCCUUCUGGGCGGCGCCAUCCUCCUGCUCCUCGGCGUGCUCAUCAGGCUCCUCGUCAGCAGCCGGAACAACAAGUAUGGUCGUGUGGGCACCUCGGUCCCGCCAGCGGCGUUCCAGCGGCUGUAUGAGCCAGAAAAGGAGGAGGCGUUCACGACGCCGUAUGACGAUCUCUCGCGUCCUGCGGGCUCGCAUUGA